This is a messenger RNA of Corylus avellana, 912 nucleotides long. RefSeq names its product thaumatin-like protein 1. The record is from RefSeq and is a predicted model, not a curated record. Lineage: Eukaryota; Viridiplantae; Streptophyta; Magnoliopsida; Fagales; Betulaceae.
UCAUACGUCAAGAGAGAUAGAAUUAUUAUGAAAGGCUUGAAAGCCAUUGCACUCUUCGGCCUAGCUUUGGCCUUCUGUUUCCUAUCCUGUUCUGAUGCUGUUCGAAUCACUUUCACCAACAACUGUCCAACAACUAUUUGGCCAGGAACUCUAACCUCGGAUCGGAAGCCUCAACUACCAACUACUGGAUUUGAGCUGGCUUCUAAAGCAACUAGGUCAAUUGAUGUUCAAGCUCCAUGGAAAGGCCGGUUUUGGGCCCGAACACGAUGCUCUAAGAAUGCCUCGGGAAGGUUCGCUUGUGAAACUGCUGAUUGUGGCUCAGGCCAAGUUGCAUGCAACGGCAACGGUGCAGCUCCGCCAGCGUCUUUGGUAGAAAUCAACAUAGCGGCAAAAGGUGGACAAGAUUUCUACGAUGUCAGCCUUGUAGACGGCUUUAACCUCCCUGUUGCAGUUGCCACACAAGGCGGGACUGGUGACUGCAAGCGCUCGAGCUGCGCGGCAAAUAUAAAUGCGGUUUGUCCAGCUGAACUACAAGUGAAAGGAUCUGAUGGGAAAGUGGCUGCUUGCAAGAGCGCAUGUGCAGCGUUCAAUCAACCAAAAUAUUGUUGCACUGGCUCUUUCAAUAAACCAGAAACAUGCCCACCCACAAAUUAUUCUAAGAUCUUCAAGAACCAAUGCCCACAAGCUUAUAGCUAUGCUUAUGAUGAUAAAACCAGCACCUUUACGUGCUUCAAUUCGCCUAACUACCUUAUCACUUUUUGCCCUUAAGUUUAUGGAGAGGAAUUAUAUGUUCCUUAUCUCUAUAAUAAUACGAGAGCAAUAAGUACUGUCAUGGACUAACAUGACUGUUGUAUCUGCAGUGUCAAUGUAAUAAACGCUUGAAUGAAAUAUAUAGCAAGCGAUUACCACAAA